Molecule: messenger RNA, 1943 nt
Organism: Xenopus laevis (African clawed frog)
Lineage: Eukaryota; Metazoa; Chordata; Amphibia; Anura; Pipidae
Gene: fndc10.S
Product: fibronectin type III domain-containing protein 10
Exons: 1
Coding region: 448-1383 (311 amino acids)
Source: RefSeq, a predicted model, not a curated record
UUAGAAUUGGUCGAUCUAUAACAUAAUAAGUUACUUUAAAGGUGAACCACCCCUACUGUUCAUUUAAAGGACCUGUUCCAAUGGUUCUCAGAGUUGGAUGAAGAGGGAAUGUGGACCAAGUGGAUCUGUGUCCCAAUGUUGAGCAGCUGUUGUCAAAGCAAGGGUUAAAUGUAGCAGCCUUUCUAUUGGACGACGGGAGGAGGAGGAGCAGCGCAGAGCCAGUCGCUCUCAGGCUACAGAGAGAAUAUGUCUUGGUUGAAUUUAGGAUUUGCAAUUGCGGCUGUCACAGCACCGGGCACUGAUUUGGGCACGGGAGAGAAGUUACUUGGCUAAAUGCUGCACGUACAGGGCAACUGACUGGACUGUCACCCACACAUUGACUGAGCGCCCGUCACACGCUCCUUUGCUAAGUCACCUUCAAUGCAAGGGCACGCAAGCGACUGAUGAAUGGAGCGGCCCCAUCGCCUGCUACUCACACCAGACAGUUUUUUGCUCCGGAGUCUCUCCAUGAUGCGCCCGAUUCAUCACUUGCUCUAUACGGCGUCUCCUCUAAGCGACAUGAUGAGCAGCUGCCAAGUCCGGACUAGUCGCUCCCUGCUGCUGCUGCUGCUGCUGCUAUUGGCUCUGCUACAUUUGGGCUCUCUGGUUGCUCUAGGAAAGCACAAGGCUGGCGGGGGUCAGACUUGCAGGGUCUCUCCGCAUUCCCCCGGGAUUCAGAGUCCGGAUGCAGAGGGAUCGGUGUGGGCUGGAACCCCGGUACAACGCUACAGAAGGGGGGUCUCUAGUGCCCAAACAUCAGGCCACAUUAGUCAGGGGGAGCAGGACGCGCCCACUCACAGUAUCUGCCCCUAUAAAGUCAUCGCAGAGGGAAAGUCCAGGAACAUUUGCUUCAGGACCACGGACAGCGCGUUCCACUGCGAUCAAAGUACGUGCAAAGUGUUCAGGUCGGACAGCUCCCUAUUGGCUAAUGUGCUGAGCAACAGCAGCGUCCUCCUGCAAUGGCGCCCCCCACAGGCGCACUCUCUCAGGGGCUUUCUCAUGAACUGCUCCUGGAAUGGCACUUUCACUCGCUUCCACUGCGACACUGUCCAUCUGGGCACCUUCUGCAGAGAUUUCCUCCUCAACAACCUGCACGACAAUGUCAACUACAGGAUCUGCCUGAAAACGCUUUAUACAAACAGGACGUCUGGGGAGGAGUGUGUGGAAUUUACUGUGGAGCUGGUGGGGAUGCACGAUAUUGUCAUUGCUAUGACGGCAGUGGGGGGUUCUAUCUGCGUCAUGCUGGUCAUCAUAUGUCUCUUAGUGGCCUACAUUACUGAAAACCUUAUGCACCCUGCCUUUACUCACCCUCUGCCAAAAGAGGCACAUAAUAGGCCAAAAUAGUCCAGAAGAGUGGCAGAAUAGGCCAUAAGAGGGCCAUAAUAGCCCAUAAAUUGGCCAUAACAGGCCAAAAUAGUCCAUAAGAGGGCCAUAAUAGGCCAUAAAAGGGCCAUAAUAGGCCAACAUAGUCCAUAAGAGGGCCAUAAUAGGCCGAAAUAGGCCAUAAAAGGGCCAUAAUAGGCCAACAUAGUCCAUAAGAGGGCCAGAAUAGUCUAUAAAAGGGCCAUUACAGGCCAAAAUAGUCCAUACGUGGGCAAUAACAGGCCAAAAUAGGCCAUAAGAGGGCCAUAAUAGGACAAAAUAGUAAAUAGGAGGUCCAUAAUAGGCCACAAUAGUCCAUAAGAGGGCCAGAAUAGGCCAACAUAGUCCAUAAGAGGGCCAUAAUAGGCCAACAUAGUCCAUAAAAGGGCCAUAAUAGGCCAACAUAGUCCAUAAAAGGGCCAUAAUAGGCCAACGUAGUCCAUAAGAGGGCCAUAAUAGGCUAACAUAGUCCAUAAGAGGGCCAUAAUAGGCCAAAGUAGUCCAUAAGAGGGCCAUAAUAGGCUAAAAUAGUCCAUAAGAGG